GAUGGGCCGAGCUCGCCGAGCCUCACAAAACCCUCGACGCUGUUCUUCAUCCCUGAGCCGUCGACCUCCUCCCCCUGGUCGACACCGCCGCCGCCGCCGCCAGACCUCCCCUUCCUUGUCCUUGAUGCCACCGCCGCUUGCUGCUUCUCCACGAGAUCGACGCAUCCUGCGGCGGUGGAUUUCCCUGCUCCCUAUUUGAGAUCAACGCUUCUUGAAGCCGCCGUGACCGCCGGAGCCUCCUUCUUCUCCUCAUAUGCUGCCCGAAGUUGCCGAUUCCCAGUCCGAUUCGUCCACAUUGACAGGGAUGGGGAGAUAACCAAGGGAGGUAGAGGAAUUGGUUGUGGCGGGGGAUGGGGCGAGAGAAGGGCGAGGAGGAGGAAGAUGAGGGGAGGAGAGGAGGUAACGAACGUGGGUGUGGUGGUGAUGCUGGUGGGCACCAGUUCUUGGAUCGAAGCAAAGUUAGGAUUCUGCUCUGUGAUAAUGAUCCCAAGAGUUCGCAAGAGGUUCUUCAGCUCCUCUACAAGUGCUCCUACCAAGUAACCUCUGUGAAAUCUGCCAAGCGGGUGAUUGAUGUGCUUAAUGCCCAAGGGUCAGAAAUCGACAUCAUUCUUGCAGAAGUUGAGCUUCCGAUGGCCAAAGGUUUGAAGAUGAUGAAGUAUAUAGCAAGGAAUAAGGAGUUGAGGCACAUUCCUAUAAUAAUGAUGUCUGCUCAAGAUGAGGUUUCGAUUGUUGUGAAGUGUUUGCAACUUGGAGCAGCUGAUUAUCUUGUGAAACCAUUGCGCAUGAAUGAAUUGUUGAAUCUUUGGACCCACAUGUGGAGAAGAAGGCGCAUGCUUGGUUUGACAGAGAAGGAUGUCUUCAGCCAUGAUUUAGAAAUAUCAUUGUCAGAUCCUAGCGAUGUCAACACAAGUAGUACAAUUCUUAUCUCGGAUAACACUGAUGACCAACUCGAUGUGGUUGCGAAUCCAGAAUUAAACAUGUCAAAUCAUCCAGAAUGUGAGUCUAAUGUCUCUCCUGUAGGGCCUGCCUGCAAUAAUGAUUUGGAUGAUGCACAAUAUAUUCCAAGGAAUAAUGAUCGUGCAGUAAUUGCAAGUGGAAUAGUCUCAUUACCAAAGAAGAUUGAGUUCAAGGUUGGCAGAUCUUCUGCGUUUUUGACAUAUGUUAACUCAAAUGCACCAAGCAAAAUCCCACAUCUUGCUAUCGACACAAAUUCUGCUCCAUCAAAAUCCUUGAAUUAUGAAGGAAGCCCUCUUGCAGGAGGCAAUAUGGAGGGAUACAACAACAAAUUGGUGCAGGAAAACUACACUAGUGGAAAUGUCUCUGUGACCAGAGAGAAUAUAUGCAAUACGAAGGACUUCGAAACACUACCAGAGUGUCCUGUACCAUAUCCAUCUUCUUCCACUGAGCAGAAUGAGGGUACUGAUGUUUCUGGUGUUCCACCUGUCUUCUCUUUUCCAUUUUAUUACCCAGGGGUGAUGAAUCAGAAUAUAAUGUCUUCACCUGGGCAGACGUUUCAAGGUAGCUUGAAUGAUGUGCAAGCACACCCUGCACCAGCAAUGGUACCUCAGUAUGCUGUUGUUCCAUACAUGCCUCUGAUGCCAUCAUUCCCAUGCCAGCCAUUGGGCACAAAUCCGCAAUCAAGUCAUAUGGCUGCACCAAGUAUGUGGUCUUCGAUGACCAGCUCAUCCACACCUGAAGUGAAAUCUGGUCGAACAGAAAGAAGGGCGGCGGCACUAGUCAAGUUCAGGCAGAAAAGAAAGGAAAGAUGUUUUGAUAAGAAAAUUAGGUAUGCAAAAAGGAAGCGCCUUGCAGAGAAAAGGCCAAGAGUUCGAGGGCAGUUUGUGAAGCAAGUGGACAAUGUAGAUCUUAGUCACGAUAUUUCUAGUGGUGAUGGUGAUUCUGAGGACGAUGAAGCUGAUGAACCCACAUCCAGGGAACUUGAACUUAUUUCUUCUCCAGAACAGAAUGCUUCCUAUUGAUAGAGUGAAGCUAGCAAUCGUACCAUGGACUGCUGGUGCUUACGAUAUAGGGCAACAGUCUGCAUUCAGGCUGCACAUUGAUCAUAGACUACUGGUGCUUACGAUAUACUAUAGGGUAACAGUCUGCAUUCGGACGCCACAUUGAUCAUGAACCGUGUGCUGCGGCGGCAAAUAUGUUCAAAAAAUUUAUCACAGAAGAAAUUUGUGAUGUUGAUAACUCGAGGCAUCGAAGGCAUUGAGGCAGUGUUGUUGAUUAAUCUUUUUGCAUAGAAACAAGAAAUCAUUGGUUGGAAAUUAUGUUUGAUAGAAGUAGGUGUUUCUCAUAUUACAAUCCACCAUGUUCAAAAGCUGUAAUACUAAUAUAUAUGAAAGUUUAUUGUGCAUUCUUGAACACCAUGAUGCAUUUAUAUAUAUUUAAUUCCUUAAA
Musa acuminata AAA Group (dessert banana) is the source of this 2406-nucleotide messenger RNA. RefSeq names its product two-component response regulator-like PRR1. Lineage: Eukaryota; Viridiplantae; Streptophyta; Magnoliopsida; Zingiberales; Musaceae. Bases 351 to 1979 code for a protein of 542 amino acids. Gene Ontology annotation, molecular function: protein binding. The transcript is spliced from 7 exons. Gene Ontology annotation, biological process: phosphorelay signal transduction system; cytokinin-activated signaling pathway. The record is from RefSeq and is a predicted model, not a curated record.